CCGCCAUGCCAGUUGAGGGCGCGGCGCCCGGAGCUCCCGGCGCGUCGGGUGGGAGCAGGGCGCAUGCGCGGCGCCGCGCUGCGGGGCUAUGGACUGGGCGCAGAGCCUGCGGGGCCGCCUGGCCGCCCGCCGCCUCCCCAAAAAGAGCGAGCAGGAGCUCAAGGAUGAAGAGAUGGAGCUGUUCACAAAGUACUACAUGGAAUGGAAGGGGGGAAGGAAAGGCGGCAACCCGUCAUACACAAACAUCCCGCGCUUCUACUACAGGCUGCCAGCAGAAGAUGAAGUCUUGCUUCAGAAAUUAAGAGAAGAAUCUAGAGCUGUCUUUCUGCAAAGAAAAAGCAGAGAGCUGUUGGAUAAUGAAGAGCUGCAGAAUCUCUGGUUUCUCCUGGACAAACAUCAGACAUCACCAAUGAUUGGGGAAGAAGCAAUGAUCAAUUACGAGAACUUCUUGAAAGUUGGUGAAAAAGCUGGACCUAAAUGCAAGCAGUUCUUCACAGCCAAGAUCUUUGCUAAAUUACUCCAUAACGAUCCUUACGGGAGGAUAUCCAUCAUGCAGUUUUUCAAUUAUGUCAUGCGAAAAGUGUGGCUUCAUCAGACAAGAAUUGGUCUCAGCUUAUAUGAUGUGGCAGGACAGGGUUACCUCAGAGAGUCAGAUUUAGAAAACUAUAUUUUGGAACUCAUCCCUACUUUGCCACAGCUGGAUGGUUUAGAAAAAUCUUUUUAUUCUUUUUAUGUCUGCACAGCAGUUAGAAAGUUCUUCUUCUUCCUGGAUCCUCUCAGAACAGGGAAGAUAAAGAUACAGGAUAUUCUAGCUUGCAGCUUCCUGGAUGACUUACUGGAGUUAAGGGAUGAAGAACUCUCUAAAGAAAGUCAGGAAACAAAUUGGUUUUCUGCUCCUUCUGCGUUAAGAGUUUAUGGGCAGUACCUAAACCUUGAUAAAGAUCACAAUGGCAUGCUCAGCAAAGAAGAACUGUCCCGAUAUGGAACAGGGACUCUAACCAACAUAUUUUUGGAUCGUGUUUUUCAGGAAUGCUUAACUUAUGAUGGAGAAAUGGACUAUAAAACCUACCUGGACUUUGUACUUGCAUUAGAAAACAGAAAGGAGCCUGCAGCUCUGCAAUAUAUUUUCAAACUGCUUGAUAUAGAGAACAAAGGAUACCUGAAUGUCUUUUCCCUUAAUUAUUUCUUUAGGGCUAUUCAGGAACAAAUGAAAAUUCAUGGACAAGAACCAGUUUCUUUUCAGGAUGUGAAGGAUGAAAUCUUUGAUAUGGUAAAGCCUAAGGAUCCUUACAAAAUCUCCCUUCAGGAUUUAAUCAAUAGCAGUCAAGGAGACACUGUUACCAGCAUUCUAAUUGAUCUGAAUGGGUUCUGGACGUACGAGAAUAGAGAGGUCCUUGUGGCAAGUGAUAAUGACAGCACUGCUGACGUUGAUGAUACGUGACUUUGAACAGGAGUAGACUGUAUCCAUUGAGCUCUCUAACUGAAGCAUUCAUUAACUGUUGGAAGCUGGAAACAUUCAUUAUUUGAAUCGAUGCCUCUUCCAUUUUACUCCUCCCCACCUUAUUCCCCCUCAAGCAUAUAAUAUAAAAUGUGGUACAGAGGAAUUGCAGAACUAAUUCCUGAAAACAAACCAGCAAGUCUUGUUUAAGAGGUAGCUAUGAUCUGGUGUGUGUGUGUGGUGUUUUUUUAAAAUAAAUAUUUGUGGACAAAAGCCUUUUUUUAUUAUUUAAGCACUCUAAUAUAGAAUGUGAAUUUAUCCUGAAAGUGAGAACGUGUUUCUUUGGUAUCCUCAGCACUGCCCUGUAUCCACACAGCCAUUCAGCCUCCCUCAGCACUCCUUGUGGCUUCAUGUAAUGACAGCACUGUUACGCAUCCUGUUGUAAAGGCAAAGGUCUUCAGCAAGACGUAAACAGCUUAGGCAUUUUUCUUGAUUUAUGUCUAGCUUUGUCUGGCAGAAAGGGGAACUAUUCAGUCAGCUCAACAUUUAUUUAUUUAUCUACUCUGAAGCGAUUCAUGGACAGAAAUGGAACCACCCUAGCUGUAGGUCUGGUUUAAAAAUACCUGCAUAAAGGCUUUCACCAACUUAAAUUACAUAAAAUAGUUGCACAGGAGGUUAACUACAGCUGUAGCUCAGCUAUAUAAUUAAAGAAUAAGUGUUUUUACUGAUUUAAUGAAUUUAUGUAAAUGUUCCAACUCUCAGAUAAAUUUAGAAAGGCUGCAGGCCAGAAAUGGUUGUAGUCUUCCACUAUUUAUUAGGUUGGGUAGUGCUGAGCAUGUCAAGUACAUUAACAAAUACUGCAAAAGGUUGUAAGGAAGGGGGGGCAGUGUAUCUUGAAUUCCAGUGCCUAGAUGUUCUACCAGGACUCCCAUGACUCAAGAACAAUGCAAAGUGAACAAGCAUCUAUUCCUGGGUGUAGGCAUAAACUUUCAAAGACCACACAGUUUCAAAGGAAAAGCCACAGCCAAUUUUCAGUUCAAAAAUCAUAUUAAAUAUAAAAUAACCAAUUAAUGCAUUUACAGAAAAACCAUUAUGAAAGUAAUCACUUUCAUACAGUUUGCAAAAAAACGGAUGGGAAGGAUUAAGUUAAGGCACAGUGAGUAAUACAGCAUUUUAUACAAAGAAGUUUAACCCCGAGGCAGUGAGACCAUUUCUGAUGCAACAGAUAGUUGGGAAAAAAUAAAAUACAACUGACAUUUUCUCUGCAGAAAAGCAAAGCAUCCUUCAGCUCUGCCGUUUCUACUCUUGAGCUAGGGGCUGCUUUUAUCUUUGCUAUAGUACAAGAACUCCCAACACGAUCUUUUUCUCUGUAUUCCCCACAUGAUGAACCAUACUCUCCCUUGCAGAUGUUCAGGGCUAUGGAAUGAUUUUAACCAGCUGUCAGCACCCUCUGCAUUGCAAUUCAAAAAGGCAAAGAACAGAGCAUCAAAACAGAUCAAACAGAGCAGAUGACACAAUCUUCCUCAGAAGAUUUGCUGUGGUGCUGGAAUGCUAGGGGCAGAUGAGAAAGAGUUUGAGUUGUACGUGAUGCUAGUUCAGGCAGAGAGUUGUUUGAAAUACGUAACUGAGCUCUGCAAACUAAUAGCUGAGCUUCCUGGCCUGUGCUAUUCCAGCAGUCUCCUCAGUUAGCUGGCAGUGGCACCAAGGCCAGGCAAGUGUGAUAAUGCCCAACCUAAACUUUCUCUGAAGCCUCUUCAGGUUUAUUUUUAGAAGUCUCAAGGACAAAAACAACAAUCCCUACAGUAACUAGUACAGGUCUUCCGCUCAUUUAUCAACAAACUUUCUGCAUAGACAGUGACUGCGACACGGUUGUUUGUCUGCCUGCCGGACCAGUACCUGAUUGUCCCAAAGCAAACCAUUCACCUUCUACAAGGGUAGGAUCACAGUCACUGCGCUAAAAUUCUUUUAAUUGAAUGGUAUUUGGGGCUGGUCAUAAACUGGAGCUACCUGCAAAAACAAGUAUUAUUUCACUAUUGAAACAAAUGCUUUUCAUGUUAUAAGAAGUCAUAAGCCUGGUUUUCUAAUCUCCAGUUACAUAUAUAUUCUGCACUAGAGGGGACAAGAUACCUGCAGUGGCCCAUUUCUUAUUCAUAAUUAAACAUUAACCUUAACUGGGCUAUUUGUUUAAUCAAGUACACUGACUCAGGUAACCUAUGUUAAAGUUUUUGUAGUUAGAGACUGGUACCAUACACCAAGUCCAGUAAUUGAUUAUAAUUUAGCAAGACUUCAGUUUACGUCCCAGGCCAAUUCAGAGCAGGUAAAGAAUCUAUAUUAAUUCUUGGAUUUGGAGUGACAGCAUCUUACACUGAUAGUGUUCUAGUUCUGUACUUUGCUACAGCACUGAAUGGCACAGCUGAACACUAUUAGCCCCCAAGAGUGCUUGUACUAGUUCAUAAAUACUUAAGGGUGUUUACAGCCUCCUUUAGAGUUAAAAAA
Molecule: messenger RNA, 3934 nt
Organism: Oxyura jamaicensis (ruddy duck)
Lineage: Eukaryota; Metazoa; Chordata; Aves; Anseriformes; Anatidae
Gene: PPP2R3C
Product: protein phosphatase 2 regulatory subunit B''gamma
Exons: 13
Coding region: 89-1441 (450 amino acids)
Biological process (GO): positive regulation of B cell differentiation; microtubule cytoskeleton organization; B cell homeostasis
Cellular component (GO): spindle; centrosome
Source: RefSeq, a predicted model, not a curated record